AUGGAGGGGGGUUUAUCAUUCAACUACUAUUGUUUGAAUCGUAUAAAAUAUCCUUCUUGCCUGUCAUUCCAAGUAUGUGAUCACUUGAGCAACGGGAAGUGGUUGGCACGUGACUUGGCGAUGCCAAGAGAUCUUCGAGCCAAGCUAGCUUCGCUGACGCGAUUGUCAGAUGUCAACCACAGCCUCGAAGAUAUGUCGUCGUCGUCUUCUAGCUGUCGGAAACGUAAAACUGCGCCCACGUCUCCAUCUACCCGCACCCGGCCCUCGAAGCGAUCAUCCACCAACCGGCCUGGGCCGAGUGCGGCGAACGAUGACCACCUCGGUCGGCUACCCGAUGAACUUCUUCUCCAAGUACUACACCAGCUAGAUGAGCAGCCUGCGGGAGGGGCGGAAAGGAACAGGAUUUAUCGACGCCUUUCCUUGAUCAAUCGAAGAUUUGGCAGUGUCGCUCAGGAAGUGCUGUAUGAGACGUUCAAGUCCGAGUCUGGCCGCCCUGGCCCGUUCCUGCGUACGCUUGUUGCCAGGCCUGAUCUCGCAACAAAGGUUAAAUAUGUUCUGUGGGAUUACAACAUGGGCGACCAUACACGCGUGGCCGGAUACGUCCCGUCGUCGAGCGACCGCCGAAACAUGCGCGCCAGCCUCACGCGUCUUGGAAUACCGUGGCGAGAACACUUGCUCUCCCUGUACGCCACUGGACGGUCUGUUUGCCUCCUCAAGCUCGUGCUACUCCACACACCCAAUGUUCGUUGUCUUGAUGUCGUCGAUCAGACCUCGCCACACACCUUCUUCGAUGUGGGCACCUACCAGUCUUGCUGGAUUCAACUCUUCUAUCCCGCAACCCCAGGAAAAUUGACCUCUCAAGGCUUUCCGUCUCAGUAUCAGCAUUUACAUACCCUCAAUUUGCGCAUGGGUGGCAUGAAGAUGAAGUACAUACAUGCAAUUCUCCGUCACCCGUCAUUGCGCAAGCUAGUACUCAGCGGCGCCUAUGCACCGACUUACGUCAUUGACGAGCAUCAAGAGAACGAGUUUGGAAGACCCUUUGAACAAGAGGUGUGUCCCACUUCCACAUCACCUGUCGUAGACCUCGAAAUACAAGCCAGCUUCAUGAGUAGCAAAUGCCUUGCUCAACUCAUACGAGCCUUUCGAGCCUUGGAACGUCUCGUUUUCUGUUACGACACUCGGUACUACUACCGAAACAUUGCCGAUGUCAAUUACCCUGUAAUAGGAAGAGCCCUGCGUCGCCACAAAAAGACUCUGCAACAUCUCGACCUAGAUGAUGUAUCGGAUAGGACAGUGGUUAAAUUAACGGAAUACCCACGUGGGAAUUUAGGCUCAUUCCACGACUUUGAGAAGCUUCAGAUCCUCGGCGCCCCGUUCGAGUCAUUCCCACGGCAAGGCCAGGACGAACAUACUCUUGUCUACUUUUCUAGACUUCUUCCAAAGACUCUGCAGCAGCUGCGUCUGACUGUCUUCGAGGAUGAGGAAUAUUUCCAUACCUGCUCCAAUUCUUUGGAAGAGUUUCACAAAUCUUACAUAGACGCAGUGCCGGACCUCUCUCGAAUUGACAUUCGAGUGCACAGAAUCGUGCAGAUGAAAGUGAUACAGCUCUGGACACCAAAACUGAAUUUCGUUCAAGACAGUAUCGGGUUCACCAUCAUGCACGAGGGAGUGGAAUACCAUGAUGUGGUCUUCUCGGAUGAUGAAGAUGAUAACAGCGAGGAGGAUGAGGGUGAUGAUAUUGACUCGGAGACACUGUCAAUGAUAGAGGAGGCUGUUGCGGGGGCUGCAGCGGCCGUCAUGGCCACCAUGCUUGCCUUCCAUAUCCUCCUUAUGGUGAACGAACACAUUCAGACCACACCUUCUAAUCUCACAUCGAUCUUCUCCAUUCUCGCCAUUGUCAUUUUACAACUUUCGCCUCUGACUAAGCACGGCCGAUCUAACACAAUCCCUUUGUCGCGAUUUAUUAGCCUUCCCCCUUUAGGUUCUGAGGGCACAUCCUCCGAGAAUGCUGGAGACACAUGCCUAACAAACAUUGGAUCCCUGCUCUGUAUCACUAUAACAGACACGCAUCGUCCUCUGUAUCUACCCUACUAUACUCAUGAUGGCCCAACAAUUUACCACUCUCCCUUCGAAACGCAUCUUGAUCGCCGACGCCCCUCGAACCUGCUCGCGAUUGUUCCCGAAGAUUUUCGCGGUGCAUCCGUAGUUAAGGCUUCCAACGGGGCGUACCGGCCGCACCAGUUACGUGUUCAGUACGAACGAACCCAGUUUGUGAGCCGCACCGUACGUUUAAUGAUGCCCCAGGUACGGGCUCUGGGGAGUAGAGUUAAAGGUGGAUUACCUUUCCCUGCUAUGGCUCUUGACUUCUGCAGACUAGGUAAGAGACUGCGCAAAACAGACAACAGAGGUACCCGUAACAAUUACGAUACGUACACCUACCUCUCAUCUUCUCUGCCGUACGAACGUAUACAAAAUCUCCCCCGUACAGGUAUCAAAAUUGCCCAAUCGUACAGUACUACGCUCGUUGAAAGUGCUGCAAUGAUGUAUGCCAUGUACAGGCCAGGGCGCGUCGGGCUUGAGCUGAAGAUGUGCAAAGGUGUGCAAAAAGCGCAGGACAUGUUAGUGGAGAACGCUGAGUUAGAAGGUGAGACCUAUGAGAUCGGGGUUGAGAAGUUGGGGGCAGAGAUUACAAGGGUGGAAGAAAAGUAUAGGACAAAAUUCCCUGGACUAAAGACCACACAUUCUAACACAUCCGCCGGGAUCUCGCCAUCUCCAAAUCCAACGACAUUUUCCAACUCCCUUACCCCAGUCAUCCUAAUUCACCAUCCCGCACUUACGAUCCCAUCCUGCUACCUGACCGGAAAACCAGUCUUCGCACUCUCAUCCCGAGAGGUGUGGUUUGAUGCAAAUAUAGAAAGUGGAGGGGAGGUUGCCUACAAUACCGAGAAGACUAUUGAGAAGGUUUAUGAGAAGCUGGGAUCCAGUGCCGAAGCAAAUAUUAUAGAGUCGAGGGGAGCGAGAGAGGAAGUGAAGAGGGAGGAAUUUGGGGAAGAGGGGGCGGUAGGGUUGAGAAAGAAAGUGGAAGAAGAAAUAGGGGUUUAUGAGUACUUGAAGGGGACAAACUCACAGUCUAGGGUCCUUCGAACAAGCUAUCUUCUUGUUAUCUUCAAAUCAGUCCUCACCACUCAUCGGCAUUCCUCAUCAAUACUCUCCUCUACGCCCAUGGUAGUAAUCGCAAGGGCCUGUAAGUUGCCGCUAGCGUGCCUCCACCCGCUUAUUCCAAUCCUAAUUGAUUCUGCUAUUUGUUUUCUUCUAAGGCUUCAUCAAGAACUGAACCCUCUUGGAAUUUUACCUAGAGCAAUCCGGUGUAACAGCAGGAGUGUAAAACUAGCCGGAUGGCGGAAUCCUUAUCAUUUUACACAUGAAGCAAAUACUGGAAAAACUAUACACCUUCGGGACUUCUCAUCUUGCUCCGAAAGAAAUAAUCAUAUAAAACGAAAUCCUGAAUACCCCGCGUCAGCAAACCACACCCUUAUCCCGCUCAUUAACAAUAUCCUCAUUCCCCAGCACCUCCAACCCCGACCAAAACAAAAACUGACGCUCAUCAACCGAGCCCGCCCUCCCUACCACCGCGCGCCCUCGUCCUCCGUCGCAGUAAUCCCAUGGGGGACACACCAACGCAAAGUCGCCGGAAACAAUGCUCAGAGUUCCACAUCCCGCUACAUCCCCUUCAGCGACCACACCGGCACACACAUCGACGCGCUAAAACACUUCGAUCCGCGUCUCGGGGGAUCAGCAUCGACAGGUUCCCCUCGAGAGUUCUACUCCAGCACCCCCUGUCUAAAUGUCAGUCAUGCGGGAUUACACAAUGCAACGACGGUGCAGGAUAUGGAGGGUUCAUUGGUAAAAAGCGGCCAAGAGAUUAUUCCAGGCGAUAUUGAACUCUUCUUCGGCUCCAGUUUCUGCAUGGACAGGGAUGACCCCCGAUGGCAGCAUGACUUCCUGGGCCUGCUGCCCAUAGCCGCCCGCGCCGGAUGCGGGUUGAAUUUCCAGGUGCAUAAUGCGUAUGCAGAACGUGGGGUUAUGCACAUGGAGGGUUUGGAUAAUUUGGAGGCACUAUACGCAAGGGGAGGCUAUCGUUUAUUGAGAAAUCUUUUUGAGAAGACUGGGGUUGCGGUCUCGCACGGGAGAGAAAAGGAAGAGAAGGUCGGACUAAGCGGAGGGAGAAUAGAGCCACUUUCUGCAGACUUGUCAUCUUGUCAAGCAGGAAAUGAAGAGUUCGGUUUUCCGAUCAUUGCAGUAAUACGUUAUUUGCAGAGAAGCCAAUUAAUUCAAGGCGACUGA
This is a messenger RNA of Lindgomyces ingoldianus, 4344 nucleotides long. RefSeq lists its product as uncharacterized. NCBI's taxonomy places the organism in Eukaryota, Fungi, Ascomycota, Dothideomycetes, Pleosporales, Lindgomycetaceae. The record is from RefSeq and is a predicted model, not a curated record. Bases 1 to 4344 code for a protein of 1447 amino acids. Gene Ontology annotation, molecular function: protein binding; arylformamidase activity. The transcript has 23 exons.